CGCUUAGUCCAGUGCUCUGCACACAGUAAGCGCUCAAUAAAUACGAUUGAUUGAUUGAUGGUGGGGGCGGAGCGGAGCUAGUAGGGGAAGCUGGGGGCGGGCCAGCCGUGGACAGUUUCGGUUUCACCGCCCUCGGUGCUGGGAGCGGUCUCUCGUCCCGUCCCACCCGGGGCCUUCAGAUGUCUCGGCCCGAGCAGGGGGCGCGAUGAAGGAGUCCGGGCUGCCCCCGAGGGAUGCCACGGUGUCCGGCAAGAGGCGAGGGUGGGGCCUGGGCCGGACCCCGGCCUCCGGCAGCUACGGCACCAUCAACCCGGCCACCUGCGUCACCUGCCCCUCCUGCCACGGGGCCGGCACCAUCCCUCGCGAGCUGGAGAAGCAACUGGUGGCCCUAGUUCCCUAUGGAGACCAGAGGCUGAAGCCCCGACACACGAAGCGGUAUGUGUCCUUGGCCAUGCUGGGCUGCCUGCUCCUGGCGGGCCUCACCUUCUUCUUCCUCUGUCCGCGCUCCAUCCAAGUGCAGCUGAGCGGGCUGACCGUGUCCGCCUCGGCCGGGGCCGGAGCCGUCAUCCUCAACGUGACGAAAACCCUCGAGAUCGCCAACGGCAACUUGUACCCGGCGGUGGUGACCGCGCUGUACCUGGAGGCCCUGCACCUGCAGCUGGUGGUGGGCCAGCACACGGACCGGCGCCCCCUUUAUAUCGGGCCCCUCGGCCGCGCCCAGAAGAAUUUCACGGUGGUCAGCGAGAUAACGGACAAUAAUACCUGCAACAUCUGCUCCUGGACGAAGAUCAAGGUCCACCACGUGCUGCUGUUCUUCCAGGGCAACGUGACCUGCAGCUCAAUGGGCCGGGCUCAGCAAGUGGCUUUCGAGGGCACCCAGUACGUGGACUGCCGGGGCCAUGCCCCCACCCCCCAGAGACUCUGGGACCCCCCCUCCCCACAAAACGACACCGGACACCUCUCCUCUCGGGGACCCCUGACCGCCCCGUCCCCCCAACACCUCCAGACCGCCUUGCCCUGAGGGCCCGAGGGCGCACAAACUCUUCUUCCCGGACUGAGCUGGCCAGGGGCUGGGCCACAUGUGAGCACACGUGAUGUUGUUGAGUGCUCCGCAUCGGCCAGAGCAGUGUCUGCCCAGGAGUUGUCCGUGCGUGAGCCGGGUGAUGUUAGGCGGGGGAGCGGAGAAUCAAGGCUUAAGGUGACCUCCCCCCGCCCACCCCAGCGCUUUCCUGCGGUGAACACCCUGACCUCCCGCCCCAAUAAACCCUUCGCCGGCCCGCUCCUGCGGGGAGAGUCACGUGUGUCCCUGGCAAAAUCGGUGGCGGGGGAGAAAGAGGAGGAGGAGGAGGAGGCGGUGGUAGCUCGUGAUCGUGAGCUGCGCCAGCGCCCUGCCCCCUUUCCGGCCGGAGAUGGGCUGGUUCCUGCUGAC
Tachyglossus aculeatus (Australian echidna) is the source of this 1429-nucleotide messenger RNA. It is a transcript of the gene TMEM106A, whose product is annotated as transmembrane protein 106A. The record is from RefSeq and is a predicted model, not a curated record. Lineage: Eukaryota; Metazoa; Chordata; Mammalia; Monotremata; Tachyglossidae. The transcript is spliced from 7 exons. The coding region runs from base 206 to 1021 and encodes 271 amino acids.